AUGUCAGAAGAGGUUCAAAUCAAAAAUGCUACUUUAGAAGAGUUGCGCGAUGUACUUAUAAAUAAAACCAAUGACAUCGCUUUAGCUGAUAGAUUUAGAGCUUUAUUCAACUUAAAAUCGAUAGGAUCAGAUGGCGAUGAUAAAGAGGCCGCUCAUAAGGCAAUAAAAUACAUUGCAGAAGCUUUCAAGGAUGACUCGGAGUUGUUGAAACACGAAGUGGCUUACGUUUUGGGUCAAACCAAGGACUUGUAUGCCGCUCCAUUUUUGAGAGAUGCCUUGACUGACGAAAACCAACAAGUUAUGGUCAGACAUGAAGCUGCUGAGGCUUUGGGAGCUUUAGGUGACGUUGAUUCCUUGGCCUUAUUGGAAGACUAUUAUAAAAAUGACCCUUCCUUGGAAAUCAAGCAAACUUGUGAACUUGCCAUUGAAAGAAUUAAGUGGGAAAACUCAGAACAGGCCAAGAAUGAGAAAUUGGAAAAGUCGUUGUAUGAAUCAAUAGACCCUGCUCCUCCAUUGGCCACAGACUCCAACACAUCCGCUGUUUCGAAACUACAAGAUAUUUUGAACGACCAAGAAAAACCAUUGUUUGAGAGAUAUAGAGCUAUGUUCAGGUUGAGAGACAUCGGUACCGAUGAAGCUUGUCUAGCUUUGGCGUCCGGUUUUGAGGAUACAAGCGCGUUGUUCAAACAUGAGAUUGCUUAUGUCUUUGGUCAAUUGUGUAAUCCUGUCACCGUUCCCUCGUUGAUCAAAGUGUUGAAAGACGAAACUGAAGCUGGCAUGGUCAGACACGAAGCUGCUGAAGCUUUGGGUAGUAUUGCUACUGACGAAUGUUUACCUGUGUUGAGAUCAUUCCUCAACGAUCAAGAACAAGUGGUGCGUGAUUCAGCAAUUGUCGCUUUGGAUAUGUACGAAUAUGAAAACUCCAACGAGUUGGAAUACGCAACUGUUAAUUAG
Messenger RNA from Lodderomyces parapsilosis, 954 nucleotides. RefSeq names its product deoxyhypusine monooxygenase. Bases 1 to 954 code for a protein of 317 amino acids. The record is from RefSeq and is a predicted model, not a curated record. Gene Ontology annotation, biological process: peptidyl-hypusine biosynthetic process. Gene Ontology annotation, molecular function: deoxyhypusine monooxygenase activity. NCBI's taxonomy places the organism in Eukaryota, Fungi, Ascomycota, Pichiomycetes, Serinales, Debaryomycetaceae. The transcript has a single exon.